AUGGUAGUUGUGAAGGACUUCUGCUUUUUUGCUAUUAUGACCAUCGAACAGUCCAAGGCCAACAGCCUGGUUGCUCACAGGUAUGAUCCACAUACAAAUCUGUGGUCUGCAGACGUGGCACCCACCAACACCUGUCGUACCAGUGUAGGUGUCGCUGUGCUCGACAGUUUCCUCUACGCUGUUGGCGGACAGGACGGCGUGACAUGUCUCAAUCUCGUUGAGCGCUACGACUCCGUCAUUAACAAGUGGACGAAGGUAUUGUGUUUCAUUAUCCUUUUGGCGCGGCGCCUUUUUUUACACCCCUUCUCCCCGAAAAAAUGGAGGGGACACCCAAGCACCUAG
Molecule: messenger RNA, 342 nt
Organism: Dibothriocephalus latus
Lineage: Eukaryota; Metazoa; Platyhelminthes; Cestoda; Diphyllobothriidea; Diphyllobothriidae
Source: the annotation of a GenBank genome assembly